Messenger RNA from Eruca vesicaria subsp. sativa (arugula), 629 nucleotides. Lineage: Eukaryota; Viridiplantae; Streptophyta; Magnoliopsida; Brassicales; Brassicaceae. The record is from the annotation of a GenBank genome assembly.
GUUGGAAAUCAGGUGAAGAGGACUUCUUCGAAGAGACGACGUAUUAUCUAUCAUCGAAUCGGAAUCUAAGGUUUAGGAUUUGGAGAAACAGAAAUGGCGUCAGGGUGGGGAAUAACGGGAAACAAAGGGAGAUGUUAUGAUUUCUGGAUGGAUUUCAGUGAGUGUAUGUCUCACUGCAGAGAGCCUAAGGAUUGUUCUCUUCUUCGUGAAGACUACCUCGAGUGUCUUCACCAUUCCAAAGAGUUCCAAAGAAGAAACAGGAUUUACAAAGAGGAGCAGCGUAAACUAAGAGCUGCUUCAAGGAAAGGUGAAGAAACGGGUGAUGCUCCCACUAAUACUCAUCACUAAUCAAACAUUUUUCUCCUCCAAGUGUUUUGCAUCUGAGAAGAAUAGAAUAAGGAGAGAGGUUCGUCAAAAUUGUGUGUCAAACUCCAUUUUGAUUGUUUACAGUUUGCUUCUGCAUUGAGAAUACUCUUUCUCUCUCUCUUUUUAUUUCUUUCUCUGUUUUACCUUUGAUACUGAGUUGUAAUAUGGCCUUUAGCCUGUUCAAUCUCACACACACUCCUUCCUUCAUGGUAAUAAUUCAAAACAGACUAGUCGAUGGAUUACCCCUCUCUGCAAUUUAUCUC